AGAUGUGAUUUGCACCUAAACACCUGUACUCAUCAGCGCUGCGACGGUGAACAUCACAAUUUGUUAGUUGUUCGUCCCUUUUUUCCCCUUGGCGUUGGCGCACGUCGAUUUGGGGACGUCGGCGUGCUACGGAUCGACGAAAGCAUUGUCUUGAACGUUGCACGGCGUUGAGGUCAUAAAAGAAAAAGGCACUAGGAGAGGGGGAAUAGGAGCAUCGUGCUUCUCGUCUGUGUUGGCUACUCCCAAUUCUUUGUGACUUCAAAAAAGGAAGGCAUUUGUAACUGCAGAUACUGCCUCAAUUGUAUUAACCACAGUUGCUGAAAAAAGAAAACGAAGCUUGUGAGUUACGGGUGUGUAGCAGCAACACUCGCUGCCACGCAUAUAAGGGCUGUUGAAGCUCCUUUUUUUUCCCCCUUUCUUCUUUCCUUUUUGGUGCACAUACAUAUAUGUUUAGUUCAGAAUUGAAGUACGGGUCGCGCCUGCGCGUGUACCUGUGCUACGUUAGCUCUCAAGACGAUGCCAAUCCCGCAGACGGACUGUGCACGCAGGACAGGUACGCGCGCGGAUGGGUGUCUGGCAAGCACGUCUCCUACCCGCAAGAGCUCGGGUUUCGUUUUGACGGAAUCGUAACGGUUGAGUCGCUCCGCAUUUUGGCCAACGAGAGCAAAAUUUCCUCCUGCAUCGACGUUUACGUCGCAGAGCCGACCGCGCAAGAGGAGCAGACUGGGGUGUGCAGUCCUUACAACAAGGCAGUCUACAGGCGUCUCGGCCAUAUUCGUUUCUCGAACAACGCGGCGAGUGGAUACCGCGCGAGGGAGCUGAAGACUGUGGGCCUGCGGCGUCGCUGCACGUACCUCAAGUUGGUCUUGCGCAACCCGCACGUGAAUAGCUACAACAUGUUUCAGCAGGUGGGCAUUGUGGCGCUGACCGCGCACGGCAAGCUGCUCAAGACCAUGCAGGAGUGGAUGAGCACCCCUCUUUGCCUCCCAGUGGGCGAACGUAGCGUGGCGCCACUGGAGGAGAUGCUGCCACCGCCCAACGCAGACGCGUCCCCAAGUGGCGCCGUAUCGGUGCCCUCCACCAUCUUGCAGCGCGUGGCGGAGCUGAACGCGCUGAAGCAGAAGGCCGUGGCGGAGGAAGACUUCGACACCGCCGAGGCGUUGAGGCAGCAGAUCGCCACCAUUGACCACAACGAACGACAAAUUGCAAUGUUAAUGCAGGAGAAGCAGCGCGCCAUCGCCGUGGAGGAUUACCCGCAGGCAAAGCAGAUCAAACUGCGUAUUGAGGCGCUGAAGGCAGAGACCGAGAAGCUCGCCAACGACCACCUGGGAGCGGUAUUGUCGCCCCGAAGCGCCAACGCCGCCGCCGCGCCCUCAAAUGGCAGCGCCCCCUUUAGCGACAACAAAAAGCUGGUUUCAUCGAACGGAAAUGCCGGCUUCAGUCCCACGGCAGCGGCUGCGCAAGAGCCACGAGUGUCGCGAGACGGGGCUAACACACACGACGAGGUGGCGGUCGGCGGCAAGGGCUACUACGACUUCAGCGACGCCACGGGAGGUCUGCAGCAAACGAACGAUCACCGCGACAACGGCAACGAGGUUCCUCUGGCCGGGCGUGGGGAGGAGUGGGAGCGCAUCCUCAACGCCGCCAUCAAGAAAGUGUCCACCGUGAUGGGCGGGCCUUCCCCCCUCACAGGUGAUGAGGCGGCUGCCGCGAAGCCGUACACGGCCGACUUGGGCGAGUACUGUGUUGCCUGCCUCUUCAGCCGCAAGGGGCAGCAGCGCGAGGGUGCGUUGCGCGGUGUCGUGUCAAGCGACGGCGGCCGUGCGCUGGCCUCGCACAGUGAGGCGGCGUGGUCACAGUUGGUGCUGUACAUGUCGGAGAGGGGGCACGGAGUGGGCGACCCCGUCCCGGGCGCGGCAAUGGCGGCGUGCGGUGCGUUGGUAAAGAUUGUGCAGGGCAAGCUGCCUGGUGCGACGGCAACUCCGGUGGCGGAGGCGGUGGCGAAGGUGCUGCCGGAGCUGGUGGCGCGUAUGGGCGAGGCGAACACGCGGCUACAGGAAAGUGUUGAGAAGGCGCUUGUUGGCGUCGCGCGGUCGCCGUUUGGGCACCGCCGGGUGGUGGAACUGCUGCUGGUGGAUCCGGACAAACUGAACAGGAAGCCGGCGAGCUUCCGUGCCCAUGUGUCGCGCAUCAACCUCCUGAGCACCUUGGUGGACGAAUUCGGCCUCACCGCGGACAACCCAGACGGCCUCGACACACGCGUCCUGUGCACCUCAGUGCUCCUGCCCAGCCUCCAGCACUCCAAUGCCGAUGUACGCGAGGCGGCCAUCAAGCUGCUCGCCAAGCUGCUGUGCCUCGACCCCGGCUCCACCAGCGGCUACGUGCAGACCAUCAAACCUGCACAGCAGGCGCUUGUGGAGGAGCAACUGGAGCAGUACAAGGAGAGUCUGCUCACUGCCCACAGCGUCGCCCGCAAGGCGUCGGACAUACCGUCCGAUAGCAUCGCCGUGCAGCGGCGCUCUGGCAGCGGCACCGAGUCCUUCCUCCUGCACCAGCGUCCGACACCGCAGCGCCGCACCCCGGCGUCGUACGUGAUGGACGCCAACACCACCGCCGAGGACCUCAACUCGAAUGCCACCGCCGUAGAGCCGCCCCUGAAACCCGCUUCGGCUUCAAUCGGCGAAAUCGAAUACCGACGACUGCGUACGUGCCAGUUUUGCAACGAGUACAAUCCCAGCUUUAACGAGCACAACUUAGAUCUGCACUACGUGAGCGCGUGUCCGAUGCUCUGCCCGUGUCCGCUGUGUGAUCAGGUGACGGAGAUUUGCCAGCUGCAGCAGCACCUCGUAACGGAAUGCGAGAAGCGCCGGAUGGUGCGGGAAUGCCCGCGCUGCCACGAGGCGGUGCGAGCGGCGGACUUCAAUGAGCACGUGGCGGCAAAGAAGUGCAUUGAGGCAGUGCCAACGCACAGCGUCUGUCCGCUGUGCCACGAGCGUUUUAAGAGCGGCAUGGAAGGCUGGCGCCACCACCUGGCCUCCAGCCCCGGCUGUCCGAACAACCCACGCAAAUACGACGGCUCCGGAUUGGCCAUGUAA
Leptomonas pyrrhocoris is the source of this 3095-nucleotide messenger RNA. RefSeq lists its product as hypothetical. The coding region runs from base 447 to 3095 and encodes 882 amino acids. The transcript has a single exon. Lineage: Eukaryota; Euglenozoa; Kinetoplastea; Trypanosomatida; Trypanosomatidae. Gene Ontology annotation, cellular component: cilium. Gene Ontology annotation, molecular function: protein binding. The record is from RefSeq and is a predicted model, not a curated record.